AUGGCGUCUUCAUUGAAGUUUCCCGACCCGUUCAAUUUUACGGCGUCGAACCUUGCCUUGGAGUGGAGUCAAUGGAGAAAGCAGUUUGAGUGGUUUAUCAUGGCGACGAGAAAAGGCGAGAAAGAUGAAGACGUGCUUCAGCCAGGCGAGCCAUUUGACUCGUGGCUUGUUGAGUUAAGGAGCUUGGUGAAGUCCUGUAACUAUGAGAACGAGGCUACGGUUAAUUCAAUCUUACGAGACCAAAUUGUGCUUGGAGUGGCCAGGGAUGCUGUUCGAGAGAAAUUAUUGUAUGAUCAUGGCCUUUCGCUGCCCGGUGCAUGCGCCAUUGUUCGAGCGUGUGAGUCUUCAUCCAACCAACUCAGUAAAAUCACGCUGCGUACUGAUGCUGUUCAUGCUGUCCAGGAAAAGCCGCCUCGAGACCAUUCCCGCCUAAAUUCUCCCGGUACAAUUACUCAGAAUGGGUUCGUGAACUGCUCCAAUUGUGGCCGGCGUCACAGGAAAGGUGAUUGCUUAGCCUCGGGAAUCACGUGUUACAGGUGUGGUCAAUCUGGUCAUUACUCAAGACGAUGUUCUCAGCCUUCGACUCAACAGCGACGUAGUUACACUGAUGGUCGCCAGAUGGCGCCGCCUCCCAGUCAUUCCACCAAACCUCCUCAACCAAUACCAGCUCAGCGAGGAACUUACAUGCAACAGCAAUUGCACUCCAUUGAAGAAGUUGAUGAUUUAGUGCCGGUGGGCGCUGGUGGGUUUCUUGAUGAAGAAUAUGUCACUCACGAGCUGAAGAGUUCUGAUGAAGAGGAAGAGUGGUAUGAAGUACUAGAUAUAGAUGGCAGUGCAAAAGUUCGUUUCAAACUGGACUCUGGCGCCACCUGCAACGUAUUGCCACUAGAGUCAUACAGAUCCAUUGGCCAAUCAGUUUCGUUGUGUCCAGGUCCUAGAGUACGCAAUUAUGGGGCGAGAGGUGGAUAUCUUAAAGUGUUGGGGACAUGUGUAGGGUCAGUGGUCUGCCGUGGCUCAACUUAUUCAGUGAAAUUUGUGGUUGUGGAUGAGCCUGGACAGUCGCCUAUACUAGGCCUCCCGACGUGCAGACAGAUGAAACUCAUCAAACGAAUUGACGCUGUCACCUCGGAACAUCCUACUGAGUUGCCACCGAUAUUCACUGAGUUUGCGGAUGUGUUCAAGGGCAUUGGAAGACUACCUGUUGAACAUGACAUUAAAUUGGCCUCUGGUGAUAAGUAUGUGGAUCCUGUUGUGUGUGCUGCGGGACGCCUGCCGUUUCUGCUGGAAGAAAAUGUUUAUAAAAAGUUGGAUCAAAUGGUUUCGGAUAAAAUCAUUGUUCCGGUGGUGGAGCCUACGAAGUGGGUCUGCCGGAUGUUGGUGGUGGGCAAGCCGGAUGGUGAUGUCCAGAUUUGCUUGGAUCCGUCUGAGUUAAAUAAAGCGAUUCAACGUCAACACUUCGCCGUCCCCACGGCGGACCAGCUUUUCGCGAAAAUCGGGAAGUCAAAAUUCUUCUGCAGCUUGGAUGCAGCUUCGGGUUUUUAUCAAAUUCCUCUGACGGAUCGGACCUCCUACUUAUGCACGAUGGCAACUCCAAAAGGACGAUUUCGUUACCUCCGUCUUCCUUUUGGCCUAAAGUCGGCCCUGGAGGUCUACUUGCAAGUAAUGUCCGACCUGUUCGGGGAUCUGCCCGGUGUCAUUAUAUACUUUGAUGACUUCCUUGUCACUGGUGACACGAUGGCUGACCUGGAAAUCAACUUACGUGCAGUGUUUGUGCGGUGCCGUGAGCACAAUUUAAAGCUCAAUCUAAAGAAGUGCCAAUUCUUUUUACAGCAGCUGCCCUGGCUUGGACACGUCAUCGGUCAUGGUACUCUUCGUCCAGAUCCAGAGAAGAUCGACGCCAUUGUGAAUAUGCCUGACCCAACGGAUAAGCUGAGUUUACAGCGUCUACUCGGCAUGGUGACUUAUUUAGUCCAAAUUUUGCCAGGGUCUCGCGACUCUGACUCGACCUCUCCGUGA
This is a messenger RNA of Daphnia magna, 2016 nucleotides long. RefSeq lists its product as uncharacterized. Bases 1 to 2016 code for a protein of 671 amino acids. Lineage: Eukaryota; Metazoa; Arthropoda; Branchiopoda; Diplostraca; Daphniidae. The transcript is spliced from 2 exons. The record is from RefSeq and is a predicted model, not a curated record. Gene Ontology annotation, molecular function: zinc ion binding; nucleic acid binding.